Penicillium argentinense is the source of this 402-nucleotide messenger RNA. Its product is annotated as transcription elongation factor 1 family protein. Gene Ontology annotation, molecular function: RNA polymerase II complex binding. The record is from RefSeq and is a predicted model, not a curated record. Gene Ontology annotation, cellular component: transcription elongation factor complex. Gene Ontology annotation, biological process: transcription elongation by RNA polymerase II. Bases 1 to 402 code for a protein of 133 amino acids. The transcript is spliced from 3 exons. Lineage: Eukaryota; Fungi; Ascomycota; Eurotiomycetes; Eurotiales; Aspergillaceae.
AUGGGAAAGCGCAAGAAGUCCAGCCGAACUCCCCAAGGGCCGCGCAAGGUGCGACACACUCCCCCAUUUCACUAUCCAAUCUCGACUAACGCAAAUCAGCGGGAACCCCUUGCGACCACUUUCUCCUGUCUCUUUUGCAACCACGAGAACUCCGUGGUCGUCAAGCUAGACAAGAAAUCCGGCGUUGGCGACUUGUCAUGCAAAGUCUGCGGACAGAAGUACCAGACAGGCAUCAAUUAUUUGUCGGCCGCCGUGGAUGUUUACUCAGACUGGGUCGACGCGUGCGAUUCCGUGGCCAAGGGAACCGCCAAUGACUACGAUGGGACCGUGGGUUCGCAGCCGGCAAGCAACAGGCAGGAUGCGCCGGGUGCAGGAGAAACCUAUGAAGAUGAGGACUUUUGA